UUCAUCUUUUAUUCUUCACAAUUCUUCAAAUUCUUGCUUCAAUCAUGGACGGAGGAAAGAAGACAAAAGCUUCGAAGAAGAAGGCCGCCGCCGAGGCUACGAGCUCUGCGCCUCAACCCUUUCCAUACCUGGACGGAUCCUUCUUGGAGUUCGGGUCGGAGGAGGAACUCAACCGGUUCCUCACGCACUUUGCCAAGCGCCCCAUUUCUCCGCCUAGGGUCCUGCCCGAGUUGUACCCUCAACAAAAGGGGUACCACGACCUCGACAACCAGCUUCAAGCAUCGGGUCUGUGGUCGUUCGUCUCCAGGAGCCGCUCGAGCAUCAAUCCCGCCUUUGUGCGAGCCUUCUACUCCAAUCUCCGCCAGGACGGGGACACCAUUCGCAGUAGCAUCAAUCUCUACGACAUAGAGAUUGAUCUGGCUACCUUCGCUCGGGUCGCAGGGCUGCCCACCCGCGGUGUCGACAUAACAACAUAUGGCGGCGAUGAUUGGAUCCUCAACAACGAGACUGUGGUCAUCCGAGAGCUUGGGAUCACCAACCUCAUCCGUCACAGCGGCGCACCAACAAUCCACUCAGCCCCGCCGGAGAAGCGUCUUCUUCUCUACAUCCUCACCCGGAUUCUUCGCCCCCGGGACGGUAGCCACACAUGUCUCUUCAACGAGGAUCUCAAGGCGGUUCAUGCUAUCACCCACGGCGCAUCGAUCAAUUGGGCAAAAUACGUCAUGAUUCACAUGGCGGAUUGCGCCUCCAUCGCCACUGAGCGGACCUUGCCAUACGCCUUCCUCGUCAUGGACCUCAUCAUCUCCGCCGACAUCUCCAUCGCCGGCCCGGAUACGAAGAUGACAAAGAUUUGGAUCAUCCAAGACAGCACCUUCCGGAAGAAGUCCGGUGACGGAACCGGCGCUGGACCGAGUCGUGCCCGUGCCCCUGCCCCUGCCCCCGCUCCCGCCAAGGCAUCCUUACAGUCCAUAGCCGAUACUCUGAAUCGGCUAACCCUCACAGUGGAUGGCAUGGGGCAGUCAAUCGAGCGGAUGGACUGGACGCUGCAACGCCAACACCACGACAUGACGGCGUUCUUUCGCGACGUCAACUACGUUCCGCCGCCCUUUGACAGCACCUUCCUCGGCCAAAACUAUGAAGGCGAGGACGAGGAGGAUAACUCCUAUGCACCAUCCUCCUCCCCCGACGAGGCCGAUUUUGAGGACGCGGUCGACGGGGAUCCCAUGGACGUUGAGGACGACGAAGAAGACGAUGACGCCGAGGACGAGGACGCCGCUGCCUAAACUCUUCUUUAUUUUCCUUCCUUCCUAUGAUUGUUGUUUAUUAUUAUUUCCAUUCCGUUGUAUUCCGCAUUUUCUCCUUUUUUCAUGAAUAAAAGUUUACUUUUAUACUCCAAAGUUUACUUUUAAUUCUUUUUGUUAAUGUCAAAAGGGGGAAGAUAUCAAGGUUAUGCAUAAAUUGAGGGGGAAUUA
This is a messenger RNA of Cuscuta campestris, 1472 nucleotides long. The record is from the annotation of a GenBank genome assembly. NCBI's taxonomy places the organism in Eukaryota, Viridiplantae, Streptophyta, Magnoliopsida, Solanales, Convolvulaceae.